AUGUAUCACGGGAUCGCUGGCUUCGUUGCCUUAAGCUUUGUCUUACGCACCGGGGCGCUCCAGAACGCGUCAAGUAUAUCCAAUGUCGAUCCACUUCAACAGCCUUACCCAUACUACUUCCCGCCCCAACAUGCUGAAGGCACUCCAGCCUUGUUUCCCAUGCCCAAGUGUCAGGGCAUCACGCUUGAGGAAGCGACUAUAGAUCAGCUAUCUGGUCAUAUGCGCGACGGGACGCUCACUUCUGUGCAACUGCUGCGUUGCUGUCUGCGGCGUGUUCGACAAGUGGACGAGUACACAAAUUCCAUCAUCGAGCUCAAUCCGGACGCAGAGGACAUCGCUGUUGCGCUAGAUGCCGAACGAACGGCUGGCUAUGUGCGCGGACCGCUGCACGGCAUACCUUUCAUCAUCAAAGACAACAUCGCAACGAAAGACCAAAUGGAGACAACAGCAGGAAGCUGGAUGCUGUUGGGAAACGUUGUGCCAAGAGACGCCCAUGUGGUCGCAAAGCUGCGACAGGCAGGCGCUCUUCUGAUGGGCAAAGCAACUCUGUCAGAGUGGGCUGACAUGCGAUCGAACAACUACUCUGAGGGCUACUCACCAAGAGGGGGUCAAGCGAGAAGCCCAUACAAUCUCACACUGAAUCCUGGUGGAAGCAGCUCGGGCAGUGCAGCAGCCGUGGCAGCGAAUAUCGCCCCGUUUGCGUUAGGCACAGAGACCGACGGUAGUGUCAUCAAUCCUGCGGAGAGGAAUGCACUGGUAGGAAUUAAGCCAACCGUCGGUUUGACAUCGCGAGCUGGUGUCGUGCCUGAAAGCAUUCACCAGGAUACCGUGGGCACGUUUGGUCGAACAGUCCGCGACGCCGCAUAUGCUUUCGAUGCGAUACAUGGCAUCGAUCCACGCGACAACUACACCUCUGCCCAACAAGGCAAAACUCCCCCUGGAGGGUAUAUGCAGUAUUUGACCAACAAAGCGGCGCUUCAAAACGCUACGUUUGGCAUACCAUGGGAGAGCUUCUGGGUCUAUGCCGACGAAGAACAACAAACACAGCUCAUGUCCAUCAUCUCCGCAAUCGAGGCUGCAGGAGCCACGAUCGUUAACAAUACCGAAAUACCCAGUCGAGAGCAAACCAUAUCACCCAAUGGCUGGAACUGGGACUUCGGAACGACGCGCGGAUAUCCCAACGAAUCCGAAUACACAGUAGUCAAAGUAGACUUCUACAACAACAUCAAAGCCUACCUCUCGGAGCUUGAAAACACCGAAAUCCGCUCUCUGGAAGACAUCGUAGCGUACAACUACGCAAACGACGGCACAGAAGGCGGACACCCCUGGCCACGGGGAAUCCCAGCGUUCUACUCUGGCCAGGACGGCUUCCUCGCCUCGCUGGACACAAAGGGCAUCAUGGACGAGACGUACUACCAAGCCCUCGCGUUCACACAACGGAGCACACGUAAAGACGGCAUCGAUGCCGCACUUGCGAACAGCGGACGGCCUGUCGACGCGUUGCUUGUUCCUCCAGAUGUGGGCCAGACGUACCAGCUGGCGGCACAGGCCGGGUAUCCCGUGGUUACGAUCCCGGCCGGCGCGCAUUCGAGCACUGGCAUGCCGUUUGGACUGGCGCUGAUGGGCACCGCGUGGAGCGAGGGCACGCUGCUGAAGUGGGCGAGCGCGAUUGAGGACUUGCAGCUUAGUACCGAGGGUCUGCCGAAGAGGACGCUGCCGAACUGGUAUGGGUAUUUGGAAAGGAACAUACCCGUUCGGAAUCUGUGA
Molecule: messenger RNA, 1767 nt
Organism: Ascochyta rabiei
Lineage: Eukaryota; Fungi; Ascomycota; Dothideomycetes; Pleosporales; Didymellaceae
Product: Amidase
Exons: 1
Coding region: 1-1767 (588 amino acids)
Source: RefSeq, a predicted model, not a curated record